AUGGCUUCGGUGUGUGUCAAUGGUGCUUCGGGAGCUAUGGGAGCGGCUCCCAUAACGGCGAAAGAUGAGCGCUGCAUCCUCUACACGUCUGCGGUGCGGAGCACUCAUAAAUUCGUGCGAGUUUCCAGUGGAUCGCGAGCUACAUUCUCUCAGUUGCGACGUUAUGAGGGUGAAUCAGUGGCGUCAUUUGGUCUGUUGGAAGCUCUCGAGCUGUCCGCCGAUCGAGAGACGCUGCAAGUGGAUUCUGCGGACGAUGACAUGGAGACAGGAGCAACCCAAUGCAAGUGCAAAUGCGGCGUGGUUGCAAGUCUUCGUGUAGUUUUUCUGGAUCGGAAGAGACCUCCUAGUGCGGUGCUUAGAGGAUUGCAACGAAUUGCCAGUAGAGUGUUGGACGGUGCGAUUGUGUGGAGUGGAAGACGCUCAUCGGUGAGCUGGCUGAACCGCAGAGAUGGAGUUGAGUUUGUAAAUGUGGAGUGGGAAACGACGGGUUCUGGAUGUUGCAAGCAGCUUGGAACAAUUUCGAGUGCGUCAAAUGUUGAGCUCAAUUUCAUAGGAGAUGACAGCCUCGACACUGCGACUUUUAAGUCGGCAGAGUGGUAUGUAGUGCAGAUUUCGAGUGAGCUCGGAGGUGUGGAGAAGUACGCGAGGAGGUUGUUGCAAUCGAUUUUGCAGCGACUUGGAGCAGCGCAAUAUGCGAAUGUGACGGUGAGACCGAGUGUCGGGGCACUGGUUAGCGGGCUCCCUGGUAUUGGCAAGACAGCGCUGGCGAGGGCAAUCUGUAAAUCUCUUGGUGUAAGGACGAUUUUCCUGAAUGCUGCAGACAUUUUCCAGACGUAUGUCGGUCACUCCGAGAAGCAGCUGGUCACGAUCUUCGAAACUGCGGUGCUACAAGCGCCUAGUAUUUUGCUGAUCGAUGGAAUAGAAGCGAUUGCUGGCAAUCGGCGCACUCUUGCUGAUUCGAACAGUGCGCUUGAGAUUGGUGUAUUGGGUUCGUUGCUGUCAUCUCUAGAGAAACUUAAAGCGUCGUCACAUCAGGUAUUCGUGCUGAGUACCACAAGUCGCCUAGGGGAUGUGGAUGCUGCAGUCCUCUCGAACGGAAGACUCGACCAAGUUGUUAGCAUUGAGCCUCCUACGCAAACGGAAAGGCUUGAAAUUCUGCGUAUCAUGACGAAAACGUGGCAAGUCGACGAGCUUGGCAGUGAAUUCCUGAACCAAUUAAGCGAAAGCACCGGUGGAUUUGUGGGGGCAGACCUCUUGAGUCUUUGCCAGAAGGCACUUCAAGUUUGUCUGAACGAGGCAGCAUCAACGAAGACGGAAGACAGUUCAAUGGUCUGUCCACGCCACUUUGAGCAGGCGCUUGCUGUGACCUACCCAUCCGUCCUCCAGACACACCACGUCUCACAAAAACAGCAACAACCGACGUCCACAUCAAUUCAAAAACAUGGAGAUACUGCAUCGAAUAGUGCUUUCUCUGGUGUCUUUGGUAUGGAUGACGCUAUCCAAACUCUCCACGUCUCACUGAUAGAGCCUCUUGAAGACUGUAGUCGAUUCUUGAGGUUCGGCACCACUCCACCCAAAGGUGUAUUGCUGACUGGCCCACCCGGAUCUGGUAAAACGCAUCUCACCAAUGCAGUCGCUGAAGAAGUUCGUCGUCGUGGACUCGCGUCAUUCGUAUCGGUCCAGUGUAGUGACUUGUUGACGAAGAUCGUCGGCGAUACCGAGAAAGCACUUCGCGAACUCUUUACCACUGCGAGAAAUGCGGCUCCGUGUGUGUUAUACUUCGAUCAGAUUGAGAGCAUUGCACCACUGCGAGGCUUUGACACGAGUACGGAGCAGACUUUUGACCGAAUGCUAAGUAUGCUUCUUGUUGAGAUGGAUGGCUUCAACACCAGCCGGACCAAGCUGCAGCAAAGUCUGGCAAGCGAUGAAGCGCGCAUGGCUUUCCUAAAGCAGCACGUGGUGAUUCUGGCCUCUACGACGAACAAGGAGCUUCUAGAUCCAGCCAUUCUUCGACCCGGACGUUUUGAUGUACAUAUUCAAGUAGAAUUCCCGGACGAGGAUGCGAGAUGUGCAAUAAUCGCUCGAGCGCUGGAGAAGGUUCCUGUUGACUACACUACUGAUCCAGUGCUCAGCUCUCGCGAGGUUCUUGCCAGAUACGUGGCUAAGCACACCAGUGGUUUAUCUGCUGGAGACGUGAGUGCCAUUCUUCGCGAAGCUGCCAUGGCGUCCAUGCGCGAAAAUUUGGAGGCCACAAGCGUAGCAAUCAAGUAUGUACUGCAAGCUCUGAACGAAUCUACGUCGUCGUCAGCUUCGGCUCUACCGGCAUCAUCGCCCACGCCACUGUUUGCACGCAGACGUGAUGGUGAAAGGAGGGGCAGUACCAAACGUCCUGGGGCCCCUCGAGCUUCAGUCCGUAGCAGCCACGCAAGGCAGCAGAGGGCAGAUGCUCGCCGCUUUGGUGCAUAA
Messenger RNA from Phytophthora nicotianae INRA-310, 2466 nucleotides. RefSeq lists its product as hypothetical. The transcript has 2 exons. Gene Ontology annotation, molecular function: ATP binding; ATP hydrolysis activity. NCBI's taxonomy places the organism in Eukaryota, Oomycota, Peronosporomycetes, Peronosporales, Peronosporaceae. The record is from RefSeq and is a predicted model, not a curated record. The coding region runs from base 1 to 2466 and encodes 821 amino acids. Gene Ontology annotation, cellular component: cytoplasm.